CGUUUCUCCCUCACCCACCCACCCCAAUGGCGUCAGCCUGAGGAUUGUAGCGUGGCGAGAGCGGCGCAAACUGGUCCCAUUCCCGUCUCUGCCGUGUGGGUGAUAAUUUGCUGCUUCCUAUGCCUCCGAGUCGCUCACCCUUUAGGCUUUGCUGUACUGGCGAAGAAGAGGAAGACUUGUGUCAUGUAACGGCGGCCACGGGAAGAGGCUCUCCUGCAGUGCCAGCCGUCAAAGAAAAUACCGUUCCCUCCUUCUCUCGGGAGGUUAGGUGACCGAGCGGCCGGGAAGCGAGGUUAAAAUGCCAGUUGCUGAAAUUAAGCCUUGGAUCCAUUGGUCACGAGUCAAGGUUGCCGCUUCAUCCGCGUGGCAGGUGGAUUCCCAUCCGGAGCAGCCUUUGCGUCUCACCCUUCGCCGACAGCGCGCUGCACCUGUGGCUGCCCCUUCUGGUGACACUCCGGAAGCUGUCCCUCUACGAACGGGAGCCGAAGAGGAACCCCUUGCAGGUAUUACUCCGGAGGCUAAUACCCAUCGCACGGGCAACUCUCCUCGCUUUACCCUGCGCUCUGGGAGGAAGGUCCCCUCGUCAUCUCCUUGAUUUCAUGUGCUGGUUUUGCCCCUGCCCCUGCGACUCCUGCUGCUGUUCCCAUUGUAUUGAUUGUGUUUUGUGUAUUCACUGUACCCUUAUUUGUGAUAUAGUAGUUAUUGAACAGGUUCUUGAGGGAUUCUUCUACUUUAAUUCAUCUGGCCAACGGGUCUCUACCCUAUCGGCAACUCCUACAGUUCUCACAGCCCUUAGUCAACCACCUCUUACAUAUUCCUAUCAUUGGUCUUAAAUGGACCCAGCCCAGCGUAUCCGUGAGACGGCUUGUAUUCGCCGUGGCCUUUUGCCUUCUAUUUGGGUUGUUAUUGUUCUUUUACUAGCCAGUAUCGUUAUUAAUUCACUUUACCUUUAUCGUGUUCUGCUGGGAACAGGGGGGAAGGGGAGCUUGGAUUUGGAAGGUCCCCUUUCGCCUCUGGAUCAGGGCAAGCGCUUCCCCACGGAUGAUGACAUUUGGACAUGGUUAGGAGGAAACAUGUCACCUACAUUGGAUCCAGUUCUGUUUUAUGACCCUGUGGGAAUUGAACCUGAGUUCAGCCCUAGUCAGGAACCUCGUUCCCUGGCUACAGUUGUAACACCGUCACUAUGUACUGACUGUUUCCUGUCCCUGUCAAUCGGCCGGCGCUUCGCCUUCACACUACUUGCAGCACCUAAUUGUUCCUCUGGGUACCUACCCCCAUGUAAAUAUAAGAAUUACUCAUUCUUACGCUGCAACGAUGAUCCUUUACAAAAAUGCCAUCUCAUACGCCCCUUUGGCUCUGACCAUCACGGUACCUCGCGCAAGCACAGGACCACUCGCGAGGUGCAGAUAGACCAUGCGCUCGGGCAGAGCCCUUGUAGUUGUGAGACAAACAGGAAGGUGUAUGGGAAACCUGCUUCAUGCACUCAGUUCGAUCUAACCACCUGUAAGGCUGGACAAGUACUGUAUAACCGGUGCAAUGGGACAGGGGGGAUAUAUUGCUAUUUGCAGGAAGGGGACCUGACAGAGUGCUCCCCUUGUGUAAGACAAAGCAGUUUCCUUUAUACCCCACUGCUUACCUCCAUGUGCAGCGAAGGACGGACAUGUACACGGGACUCUGUCCAGUAUAAGGUUUGUGUUCUUAACGACGCACCAUACUGUUACCGUAUUGGUCCCUUUCCUCCUCGGCAGCCAGCACCCAAACUUAAGCAACCACCAAAGGCACCGAUACCAUCCUCGUGUGCCGAAUGCAUAGUCACUACCAGGUCGGAUCAGGUUAUUAGCAAUACAUUAAUUUACCACACUGCUAAGCCGGACGAUUGUCCGACCGAAUUAUCAACCUGCACUCUGAAUAACACAAUUUAUAGGAGAUGCAGGGAUAAGAGGGCGGUAGUUCAAUGUUAUGACCCCUCACAGAUAACCAAGUGGACUGAACAUGGGGUCUACCUAUAUCACAUGGGUGGUUCUGGCUUGGAAUUGGUUGCUUCAAAUUCUACCCCUUACAGACAACAAUCCCUGACACUUACCUUUGAUGCUUGUAACCUCAUCAAUAGAGGAGGCUAUUAUCAAACCCGAUGCGGGGGGCUGGACUGGGAGAGAGAGUAUAUGUUCAACAGCAAAUACAUGUGUCUCAAGACCAGGUCAAAACCUGAUUGUCACAUCGCUGAUACCUACAACUGGUGUCCCUAUAAGAGUUGUGUCUCCAAGACGGAUAGUACCCAGGCUAUCUCCCUUCGGAAUGGAGUAGCUGCAAGUAAUUGUCCGUUGGGAAAAUGUAAUCCCGUUGUCCUAACUUUCCAUCAUUCGCUUUGGUCUAUGAAUAGAGAUGGAGCCUUUGCUGAUUAUGGUUUUCAAAUUGAUGGCAGAGGUAGGGACCCAGGAGCUAAAAUAAGGAUUAAAUUCACCAAACGGGCACGAUCCCGUGGCGAUACUAAACACCUCUUCUGGUCUUUCUAUGAGGAAAUUGCUAAGCUUAACAUUCCUGAUUUCCCUGCCCAGGUACAUAAUACCUUUGUCCGAUUAGCAGAGGACAUCGCUCAUACCCUUAACGUUUCUAAUUGUUUUGUCUGUGGAGGUACAAACAUGGGUGACAAAUGGCCAUGGGAGGCACAGGAACUUAAUUACUCCACUGUCCUGGAUAUGGAACAUCGUAAUAACCUCACUGCCACCCCUGGAAAGGAUGGCACCUGGGCUUUAACUUCUAACCUGGUAGGUUCUGUCUGCUACACUAGGAAUCGUUCCAACGGCUGCUUUUAUGUCGGCUCUCUUCGCUGCCGCUCUGCCUGGAACAAUCGUACCUGGUGGUCUGGUACUAACAGGACCUACACCACCGAUGACACAGCUCUGGAAAGGGUGCAGCUUCUGCAAGGGUACAUCUUGGAUCCAAUGAAUAAAGCUGUGCCUUGGUUGGCUCCAGAUGGUAUGUAUUGGUUAUGCGGUGCCUUUGCCUAUGCUGAACUCCCUGCGGGUUGGUGUGGCUCCUGUGUCCUGGGAAUCAUUCGCCCAGGCUUCUUCUUGUUACCACUCCGAAAUAGGCAGAUUUUGGGUGUGCCGGUCUAUGAUGAAAUUGGGAAUCUCAUUAGGUCCCGCCGCCAUGUUGACACAUCCGCUAUUGAAAAGGUUAAGGUAGGCGGCUCACACACAUUCCAGGAAGAGGAAUGGCCUGCAGAAAGGAUAAUUCAGUACUACGGCCCGGCUACAUGGGCUGAGGAUGGCAUGUGGGGUUACCGAACCCCAAUUUAUCUCCUCAAUCGCCUCAUUCGUUUGCAGGCGGUGGUUGAGAUCAUAACUAAUGAAACAGUUAAGGGCCUCACUAAGCUGGCUAAGGAAAGUGUGAAAUCUAGAACCUAUAUUAUGCAGAAUCGCCUUGCCUUGGACUAUUUGCUUGCCAAAGAAGGAGGGGUGUGUGGUAAGUUCAACCUUUCAAAUUGCUGCAUUGAGAUUGAUGAUAGUGGCCAUGUUAUUAAGGAAAUCACCGAUAAGAUGGUCAAGAUUGCACAUGUCCCUGUUCAGACAUGGAGAGGCCUUAACCUGGCUGAUGCUUUCUCGGGAUGGUUUCCAAAAUUACCGGGUUUGCAGGCUAUUGUCGCUCUCAUCGGUCUCAUCGCUGCUGGAUGUGUUAUCUUGCCUUGUGUACUCCCAAUCUUUAUCCGCACCAUUACCAGUACCCUGUCCUUAUUGGUUGACAAAAAGGCCACAGCCCAGGCAAUGGCCUGGUGGGAAUACCAGAAACUUGUGGACAUUGAGGGGCGUAGUGUCACGGAAGGUAACCUCGAAUAUGAAACUUUGCAGUGACUGCAGCACUUGGCAAAGUCUCAACAGGGGGGAAUGAAGGAGAGCCCCUCAUAUGGUGUAUCCUAACAGUAUGUAUCCUAAAGGCCUUGCUUUUAUAUCAUUUAUAACGUAUCUAUAAAUGUAUUACCCUUUAUCCUAAAUCUGUACUCUCUGUAGCAAUCUGUCGUAACUAUAGUGUUGUAAUCAUUGUAACCACAAGAUGUUCCUAGGUAAUAUUGUGUAAACCCUAUAGGAGUGUAUACCCAUAUACUUCUGCUUUUAUACUUUUCCAUUAUGUACUUCUGUAUUUGUACUUUUCCAUUUUACCAAUCUGUAUGUAGGCAUAUCGCAUUAUCCUAAGAGGAACUGAAACCAUGUUAUAAUCAUGAAACCUAUAAAACCUGCCUCAGGGCGUUGCUCGGGGCUCAGUAUUUGCCAGGUUACUGCACUGGGCCUAUUGCUAGCAAUACUCAAUAAAAGUCUGUUUUCUCUGGA
Messenger RNA from Pantherophis guttatus, 4325 nucleotides. NCBI's taxonomy places the organism in Eukaryota, Metazoa, Chordata, Lepidosauria, Squamata, Colubridae. The record is from RefSeq and is a predicted model, not a curated record.